Messenger RNA from Labrus bergylta (ballan wrasse), 6287 nucleotides. It is a transcript of the gene sp2, whose product is annotated as sp2 transcription factor. NCBI's taxonomy places the organism in Eukaryota, Metazoa, Chordata, Actinopteri, Labriformes, Labridae. Gene Ontology annotation, biological process: regulation of transcription by RNA polymerase II. Gene Ontology annotation, molecular function: RNA polymerase II cis-regulatory region sequence-specific DNA binding; DNA-binding transcription factor activity, RNA polymerase II-specific. The record is from RefSeq and is a predicted model, not a curated record.
ACUGCCGUCACUCAACGUUCCAUUGUCCGUGGAUUGGUGCAGCAGCGCGGGCGGAUUCCUCCCUGGGCUCGGUCUUCAAGGGUCGCGGAGAGCGAAUGUCGUCAUGAGCGAACAACAGGACAGUAUGGCCACCACUGUUGCUGUCAGUCCCAGUGAAUACCUUCAGCCCUCCACUGCUUCCACACAAGACACCCAGCCCUCUCCUCUGGCCCUCCUGGCUGCCACCUGUAGUAAAAUAGGCCCUCCUGCUGCUCAGGCUCCUGUCACUUCUCCUCCACCGCAGCCACAGCCUCGCAGGCUCCUCCCCAUAAAGCCAGCUCCAAUCGCCCCUGCUCCACCCAAAAACCUGGGGUUCCUGUCAGCGAAGGGCAAUGUGAUCCAGUUACCUGCCGGCCUGGGCUCCCAGGCCUCUGGUAGUCCCAUCGUACUCACUAUCCAGCAGAGCCCGGCCCGCAACAACACCACCUCCUCCGCUAACAUCCAGUACCAGAUGGUGCCACAGAUCCAGGGUGCCCAGACUAUCCAGGUGAUGCAACAGGGAGGACAAAUCCAGCUCAUACCGGGCACCAACCAGGCCAUCAUAACAACCCCAAUGACUGUUCAAGCUCCCAAUGCUGCCACCGCUCCCGUCACCCCACAGAAGACUGUAGCCAUCAAGCCCUCCCCCAAGCUGCGCAAGCCAAACAACUCUACGACAAACAUGGUUCAGCUGCCGAGCGGGCUCACGCUGCCACUUAAUGUAGCGACAGGUGAGAUGGGAGGGACUCAAAUCAUCACAGAGACAGCAGCUGCUCUACCGAUUCCAGGAAAAGGGCGAAGAGGGAGAAAGAAGAAAGUGAUUCUAGCUGCUCAGCCUCCUCCUCUCCCCCCUGCACAGGCUGCCUCCCCUCCCCCCGAGCAGAUGGAGACCAUCCUGAUAGAAGCUGGAGACAACAUCAUACAGGCAGGUAACAACCUCCUGAUUGUGCAGAGUCCUGGACAGCCAGCUAUGGUGCAGCAGGUCCAGUUGGUCCAGUCCAAACCAGAGUCUCAGGUGGUCCAGAUACCCCAGCAGGCCUUGAAGGUGGUGCAAGCUGCGUCUGCCACCUUGCCACAGGUCCCACAGAGACAGUCAGUCCCCACAAGCCUGCAGGUCACUCCAACAGAACCAUCACCGACACAGUUCCUCUUCAAAACAGCGUCGGGUGAGUGGCAGUCUGUUCAGCUCCAGGACUCCAUCUCCACAACAACGUCACCCACCACUCCGGUCACUCCCACCAACACCACCAUCUCUCCACCAACUACCGCCAAGAGGACACUGGCAGGGGGACGGAAGGAACGGACUUUGGCAAAAAUUGCACCAGCGGGGGGGAUGAUAUCGCUCAAUGCAUCCCCGCUAUCCUCAGCAGCUCAGGCGGUGCAGACGAUUAGCAUCAACGGGGUCCAAGUUCAGGGGGUUCCUGUAACCAUCACAAACGCAGGGGGCCAGCAGCACCUCACUGUGCAGACAAUGCAGGGCGGAGGACUCCAGCUGGCAACAACGCAGGGCCAGCAGGCCAUCCAGGUAGACCAGACCCUCACCUUGGAGCUGCCUAGCCAGCCAGGAGAGAAAAAACGGCGGAUGGCUUGCACCUGUCCCAACUGUAAAGAUGCAGACAAGAGGCCAGGAGAGAUUGGGAAGAGGAAGCACAUCUGCCACGUUCCUGGCUGUGAGAAAACGUUUAGGAAAACAUCGCUGCUCAGAGCUCAUGUCCGGCUACACACCGGUGAAAGACCCUUCGUCUGCAACUGGGUUUUCUGUGGGAAACGUUUCACACGCAGUGACGAGCUGCAGCGGCAUGCCAGGACACACACAGGAGACAAGCGCUUUGAAUGCAGCCAGUGUCAAAAACGCUUCAUGAGGAGUGACCACCUGACGAAGCAUUACAAGACUCACAUAAACACAAAAAACCUGUGAGCUGCCUGUUUAUGGAGUGUAUACUCAGACAAACUCUCUAAAACUGAAGACUGAAUAAGAGGAAGUAUAGACAGAGGAGAUGAUAACAAGGGAGUGUCUGUGAUCCCAUUAUGGGAAAUAACUCUCAAAAAAAGUCCCUUAUAUUCCCUCUCACUCCACUAGGACACUGUGUAGCGUCGUGUACAAAAAUAUCCUCUCUGGUGGACUUAAAAAUCCUUCAGUAAAUUAAUAAAUAAUAGUUUAUCCUGUUGUUUAUUACCCUCUGGUAUGAGCGGUAACCAGAAUCAGCUCCAACUGAACCAGUCAGAUGACAAGAUGACCAGGCUUCUGACUGGAGGCUCAGCUCUGCUUGCUUAUUUAUUCUCUGAAGGAACAGUGACACAUUUAUCCAACUAUCAACAACGGGACCGCAGGACUCCAGUCAGUCAAAAGUAUUAUUUUUUUGUUUGUUUCUUUCCCCAAAUGCUGCUUGGUUUUUUAUUUGUUUGUUGUGAACAUUGGGAGCUCUAACAAAUUGGCUCACCAAAAAAAAGAGAAAAAUUAUCGCCAAGUUUUGUAUUUAAACUUCUAUUUAAAAGAAAUCUGUUUUAAGAAAUCACUGCUAGCUCAAAGUUUGACUUCCCCCAAGAAUUUGUUUACAUUACAUAAAAACACACCAUACAAUACUUUCAAAAAUCCUUUAGAGGUUUACACCAGCUAUUUUUAAAGUGCGUAUAUGCAUACUAUUAUACUAAAUAUAAUGAAUAAACUAAUACGUAUUUUGAAUACAGUUGUUACACAUUGAUUUAUGUAGUAGGCAUGUAGAAAAUCUUUACCAAAACAAAGGAAACAGACUUAAUGAGAAUCACAGUUAAUAGCAGCAGGCUAUAAGUCUUGCAGCAGAGAGACAGAGAAUGUAAAAAAUUAUAUUGUCAUUUUAUCCCUUGCUCGAUUACUCUAAGGGUACUGAUAAAGCUGGUCUGAGCUCCUCCAGCGGAUCGACCCAAGAUUUGAAAUGCAGCCACUUGGCAGCCAAGACCUCAAAUCAAAACAGCAGCACUUCAGGCUGGGCUCGGGCAUGAAAGAGGUUUAAUGUUCAGUUCAGAAACUGAAAACCCUGUGCCUUAGAAGUUGUCAUUUAAAUUUUAAAUCAACUUCUACUCAAGUGGCUGAAAUGUGAUAGGUACAAUUAAAUCUUUGAGAACACACUGAUUCCAGCCUGGAAGUUAACACCACCAAGCUAAAUGCAAAAAGAUGAAAGAAUGUACACAUUUCAAUUGGAGUUUUCUUUGAAAUAGGACUUCCUUUAAUGGAGAGAAGAAAAACAUUUGAUAGACACCAAAUCAAGGGUACAAUUUUUAAACCUUACUCGGGUUAAAGUUAAGGUCUUAAGUUGGUUAAUUGCAGUUAAGAGCACAGACUGCACUAAUAAGACUUUUUUUUUCAAUAUUAAGAACCUUCUGUAAGGCCAUUACUGAGGAUUUCAAAGAAGCCUAAAUCGACCAUUUAAUGGUUUAUAAAAUACUUAAGCAGACAUGUUAAAUUGAAAAUAAAGAGGAUCCAGGACUGAUCCCUGUGGAACACCAGACCCUAACCCAUUUUGUAAUUGAGAUAGUAUUUUUGUGAUGAUCAGUAAUCAGAAGCAUACAUUGCAAGCAUGUAAUUUUAAAAUUAUAGCGGACCCAGGACUGAACUUUAAAAACCCAACUUUCGACUCCAUCAAAUUCUCUUCUCUAGUUUUCUGUGAAGCAGAUUUUUAUGGUCAAGCCGUUACAGGGUGUCACCUCUAAAUACAAAGUUGCAUCUCAGUUGAAAGAUGUUUUGUAAUACCUUAUUCAAUUUCUUCAAAAAUGUUAUAAGCUCUAAGGAAACACUCUUUUUGUAACUUUCAAUACUUUAAAAUAAUAAUUAAAAAGGUAAAAUAUGGAUUUUACAAACAUUUCUGUUAUCAAUGAUGGCAGAUUCUUAAAGUUAGGACCCUGUGAAAAUAAAACCGCAUGGGAUAGUUUGCUCAUAAUUUUAAUAUACACCAUAAAAAGACACAUUAAAUUGUCAAACUGAGAAACAGUUUUUCUCUUAAUAUACCUGUACACAUUAAGAAUUUGAUUCCUGUCAUCUUGCUUAACAAUGUACAACAGUGGUUCCCAACCAUUUUUCCUUGGAGCCACCCCCUUGUAUCCCAGAAAAUCUUAGUCCCCCCAGGACCCACAUGAUGAAAAGUGAUACAUUCAUUAGAUUCUUUACCUUAAUAAUUGUCUUUUUUCUAAUAUAAGCUUGACAUUAUUUUAACAUCCCAACAGAAUGUGUGUUCAUAAAUACCUGUUCAUAUCUAUCCAGUUGGUGUGUUUUCAUGAUUUUGGUUAACAUGUGCAAAUCAAAAUUUGACAACCUCAGGGAAGACAAAGCCUUGCGCCCCCAAGUCCAAAACGUUCUAAUAGUCUGAAGAUUGGGCUCAAUAUGGUCUAUAGGUGCUAAGAGUUUAAUCAAGUGAAAAAUUAGUGAUAAUGAACCCAGUCACAACUUUCAACCAGGUUGUUACACACAGUAGCUGGUUAUCCAUCUUAGUUGCCACAACAGGUACGCUUCUAAGGUCUGUGUAUGGUUAUGAUACUGAGUGGUACUUAAUUGUGUCCUCAGCACUAUUUGUUGAAACUGUCAAGUACUUAAAGUUGGCAUUCGAUUUUUGACCAGAUUCACUUCACUGUUUAAUUGUUCUUUUAUCACAAUGCUCUAGAUUUUGAAGUUUUGUGGUUUUCAGCAUUUGUUUCAAGUUAAAUUCUUGAAUUACUGCGCAUGUUUUAAUCUAACUUAAAAACUCUCUCUUCAGUUAACCAAAAGUCUUUUUUCUUUUUCAAUUUAAAGGUUUGACUUUUUAUGAUAAGACUAUUUUCCAAAAAGAUUUUUAUACUUUUCAAAAUGAGGUGUCAAAAAAGGAAUAAAUUGGUAACUGUACCAAUUAGUACCCAGCCCUACUUACACUUUCUGUACUUAGAAAUAUGACCCACUUAUUUCCUGGGUAACUCUGUCAUUCUGCUUUUGCUAAGGGUAUGAUUUUGAUUGAAAAUUUGUAGCCUUUGCAUUGCUGUACAUAUGAUCAGAUUUUCAAUGGCCUGCCUGACAAUCACAUCCCAAAAUGAAAAAAAACCCCACAUCUUUCUCAGGCCUUUGGUCAGUUUCUUUGUACAUUAUUAUUCCGGCUAUGUGAUAGCUUUAAUUUUGAUUUAAAACUUGAAAUUUUUAAUAUACAUUCAGGCAAGCAUUGGGCCUACUGUACAGUAUUCAAGUAACGUAAAUAUCCUUUGCUUAACAGAAUACAAUUAGUUGAUUAUAUUGUUUUUCUACAAUUUGGAUUUCCUGAACUUUUCCAAGUCUUUAAAAAACUGUCUUUGUCUUGGAUUUCGUUUCAUUUAAAGAAAUACACCAACUCAUUUACAAAUAAGCUUUUUUGGUGCCAUCAAACAGCAGGUAGCUAGCAGGUAGCUGUGUUGUGUUUUCACUGGGGAAGUUUUGAUACAGUGAUAAACACAUUUGGCGGAUGGUUCCACCUUGCCUAAGGGCUUUUUUUUUUUCUCUUCACAACUGAGAAAUUCAACCAAUAAGUGCAAGUCCACAUUUGAUUUGGAAGUACUUUGAAGGUGAAAGUGUUACACAGGGGAGACAAAUAAUCUUAGGUGGCCAAUAUUUGGUGUAUUAUUAUUCAAGAAUGUGUCUGAGGACAUGUAAUGCCAUUGGGAUUGAUGGACAGAACCUGCCCAUAUUUAUGUUCGUCAUUCAUGUUUAAAUCUGUAAAUACAGCGUGUGUCUGGAAGACACGGUCAAUGUAGAAUAUUUGUGAACAAAAGUUAAGCUGCCUAUAGUUGUGGUUGGCGUGGCCAGCCAUGAAGGAAAUGGAUUUUGUACAGUGUGUAAGGAAUAAAAUAUAAUGUGACAUUGUAUAGCUUCAUUCCUGCUUUGUGUAAGACUUCUAGAUCUUUCUUUCUAUUGAAUUAAAGAUGACUCAGACAGAUGCACCAAGUAUUAAAGGUUUUUAUUUUCUAACUCCUGGCAACAUUUGUUUUGUUAUUAUUUCUUUUAACUUAUGUUACAUACCAAUGAAAUGUGCACUGAUUCCAGUUUCCAAAAUUUGUAAUUCUGAUCUUGAUUGUAAUUUAAUAUAACCAAAUUUUCCAAUUUCAUUUUUUGCUUGGUUUGAGUGAGUUAAAUGCGUCACCUUUCCCAAGCCUAGAUGUCAUUAAAAGGGUUCUGCAACCAUUUUUAAUGCGCAUAGACCAGUGAACCAGCAAUUUGUAAUAUAACUUGUUUAAAGGUGCUUAACAUAAAAUUUGCUCCUUUUAUACAGUCACCACUCAAUAAAGAACUCUGUUUUUUUUUA